AUGACUUCAAGGACGAAGCUGAAGAGAAAAGAAGUCGAUGAUGUGCUAGGUGGAGAUGCUAUGUGGGCCCAUGCCGACCAAACCCAAGCUUCGUGCCCCAAAUGCAACCACGACAGCGCAUAUUUCUAUCAGCUUCAGAUCAGAUCUGCUGACGAACCUAUGACGACGUUACCUAGGAAUGGGUCUGUAUGCCUCAAAAGGGCCUUAAUUGCACCAAUAUCCACUCGGGCAGCGGCGCGUCCAUCCCAUCAGCGCACUAACCCUAUUACUUCUUCAACUCCUCAUAAUUCGAAUACUAAUAACUUAAUAUUGGGCAAUAAAAGCCUUCAUCGACCAUCUUCCUCAAUAUGCGCCGGCCCAUCUUAUCGACACGCCUCAACAUCCGCACAGACGCGUCCAGCUGCUGUUGCCGAUGACGCUUCUGCUUCGAUACCUGCGUUUACCAAGGAGGAGCAGGACGACAUUUUUUUCACUCAUGCAAACGAGUUUGCGGUGGAAUCUAUACGUCCAACGUACUCUGUCACACGGCAGAGCGCGGCGGAGGGUGAAUGGCUGCAGGAUAACGACGACGUGCCCGCAGUGCCCAAAAAGGGCGCGUACAAGCCCGAGGUACUUUUUGACUGGAGAAAGAGGGCGCCCUCGCGUCUGGCUGCCGAGAAAAAUAAAGUAUAUAAGAGACGUAAACGGGCCACGUUGGGUGACUUGCGCCCUGGGGAUCCGUACUACGACGAGACGCAGGAGUACUCGACCAAGUUUUUAAAGCUUCUGUCGUUGGAGGAGGCUGAAGACGAGGCAGAGCUUCGGCACCGGUUGUCGACAUGGAGUUUGGAGCGACUACAGAAAGAGGGCUACUGUAUUACUGGGCUCAAGGCAUACUGGCUCUCUCAAAACCAAUUCGGGCGCCCCGUCGCAUGCUUUAACUUCGGGCCAGGCCUCGAGCUCCCCGAAAACAAAUUCGAGAAUGGCACACAGGUGCUAAUGUCCCGCCUCGAUCCUCUGAAAGAGCAUCCUGUCAUUGGCUCAGUACUCUCGCGCGGCACGUCACACAUCCAUGUUUGCUUUCAGUCCCUUAUGGACCUCAACGAAGGAUUUUGGCGGCUCGACGUCGGCCGGCCCAAUAUAAUGUACGAGCGGAUGCGCGCUGCCAUCUCGCACAUGGACAACGACGUCACCGAAAUUGAGGGCAAGGAGCCAGAUGAGAAGACGCAGUACGUGCUCCAGGGAACGCACCUGCGGGACGUCCUUCUGCGCUCGUUGUCAGAGUCUUCUUCGUCUUCACCGGACGCAAAGGAUGAUAAUGGGGAAGACGGGGAAACUGUCUGCAAAGUCGAUUCGCGGACCUCAUUGGCUGACUUUAAGAAUGGGGGCGCGUUCAAAUACGAUCAACGGAUACAUAGUUGGGCAAGGAGGUAUUCACAACCGAAUCCCAUCGUCAUUGACGGCGACCCACCGCUACCGAAUGUAAAUGCGUCUCAAUUGAGAGCUAUGGCUGCCAUGAUUGGAGAUCGGGUUAGCUUGAUUCAAGGGCCACCAGGAACGGGAAAGACAAAAACUAUCAUUGAGACUGUCAAACUGCUCAAGGUCGAGUUCGAAGUCCCUCACCCUCUCCUCGUAUGCACAUACACAAACGUCGCAGUCGACAAUCUCGUUGACGGCUUGGCGCGCGCGGGCCUGAAGCCUCUGCGGGUAGGCUACAGCGGGAAUGUACGCGAAAGUUUGAUCGAGCACACGCUCGACGCCAAAUUAUCGGCGCACCCGCUGCACCCGAAGCUCACGCAACUCGUCGACGAAUCCGCACAGACCGCAAAGGAAAUCGAGGACUUGUGGCGCCGCAGUAGGACGCUGGAACUCAAGAUCAAGGAGACGGCCGCGCCGAGGAAAAAUGUGAUGACCCGCGCGAGUAAUAUGCGGAAAGCGCUCUUUGCGAUGCAGACGAAGCAGAUGAGGCGCAAGACGAAGAUUUACGCGAUGCAGCAACAGAUGUUGCAGGAUGUCGUGCGUGACGCGGAUGUCAUUUGUACGACGUGUAUCACAACAGCUUGCAAUGCACUCAAUGUUGUUGAUUUCCCGGUCGUAUUUCUCGACGAGGCGUCCAUGUCCACGGAGCCUGCGUCAUUGAUUCCCAUUAUGAAGGGGUCCCGUCACCUUGCGCUUAUCGGAGACCACAAGCAGCUUCCACCGGUUAUUAUCAGUCCACAGGCGAAAGAAGGCGGAUUAGGUGUCAGUCUCUUCGAGCGGUUGACAGAGGAAGGACAUGUCCCGACUGUCAUGCUUGACAUGCAAUACCGGAUGCAUCCUGCGAUCUCGCAUUUCCCGUCGAAGGAGUUCUACGAUCUCGCGUUACUGGACGGGACGGUUGAUGCUGGUGGAAACGCGCUCCCUGGUCUCGAGCCGCCGAGCUCGAUGCACCUCCUACCGGACAACAAGCGGACAUUCAAGCCGUCCGUUAUUUUCCUAGACCAUACAGGCAAUGAGUCGAUAAAGAGCAAGAGCCGGGUGAACAUCACUGAAGCGCACAUCGUCAUGAGCGUCGUCGAAGACCUGCUGCUGAGCAACCCGCACCUGCGCGGGGAGGACAUCGGGAUCAUCGCGCCGUACGCAGCGCAGAUCAAGCUGCUCACGCGCUUUUUGAACGUGGACGCGGAGUACAAGAAGCGCUUCGAGAGUGUGCUUGGCACGCAUCGCGCGAUGCAGCUCGGGCAGAUCGAGAUCAAGACGGUGGAUGGGUUUGAAGGGAGGGAGAAGGAGGUGAUUGUGUUUUCGACGGUGCGCAAUAAUUCGGCGGGGCAUAUUGGGUUUUUGGCGGAUAGGAAGAGGUUGAAUGUGGGAUUGACGAGGGCGAAGAGGGGGUUGUUUGUUGUGGGCAGUAUUGCGACGCUCAGGGCGGGGCAGAGCGAGGCUGAUCAUGAUAUGAGCGUGGGUGCGGGUGUGGAUGCUGUAGAUGCGCUUGCGGAUGCGGAUGUGCUCGAGGCGGAGUUUGUGGAUGGCAAGGUGAAGAGCAAGGCGAAGGCUAAAGGCAAAGGCAAAGGCAAAGGCUCGGAUUCAUGGAGACGCUAUGCGGAGUAUUUGGUUAAUGGGAAUUUGGUGGUGUCGUUGACGGGAGAGGAGCUGGAGAGGGCGUUGUAUGGUCAUGUCAAGGCGGUCGAGGCGCAGGAUCUCGCGGUGAGGUGGGAGCUGCAGCAACAGCAGCAGCAGCAGCAGGCAUAG
Molecule: messenger RNA, 3207 nt
Organism: Psilocybe cubensis
Lineage: Eukaryota; Fungi; Basidiomycota; Agaricomycetes; Agaricales; Agrocybaceae
Product: Regulator of nonsense transcripts 1-like protein
Exons: 10
Coding region: 1-3207 (1068 amino acids)
Biological process (GO): DNA-templated transcription; nuclear-transcribed mRNA catabolic process, nonsense-mediated decay
Cellular component (GO): cytoplasm
Molecular function (GO): zinc ion binding; RNA helicase activity; RNA binding
Source: RefSeq, a predicted model, not a curated record